AACAAACCACCGAAAGACUGGUCUCUGCCUCCACGCAUAACUGACGAUUCUGUUGCUUACAUCGAAUACACAACCGAUAAGGAAGGAAGCGUUAAAGGCGUAUGCGUAACUCGACAAGCCCUGCUUUCACAUUGCAGGUGUUUAUCGACAGCGAUGGGUUACUCGAGCUCCGAUACGAUGGUUUCAGUACUCGACUUUAAACGCGAAGCUGGUCUGUGGCACUCCAUCUUAGCGAGUGUCUAUGUUGGUCAGCGGGUGAUCUUCAUUCCGUAUUCGUUGAUGAAAAUCAAUCCUGCAUCGUGGAUGUUGAUGGUUACCAGGUACCAAGCCAAAACAGCUUUGGUAAAGUCGCGUGAUUUACACUGGGGUUUAUUGGCGACUCGUGACCAUAAGGAUAUCAAUUUGUCCACGCUGCGCUCGAUUCUGGUUGCCGAUGGUGCGAAUCCAUGGUCACUGUCAUCCUGCGAUCAGUUUACUUCCGUGUUCCAGUCGCGUGGCCUGCGACCCGAUCUAGUGCGCAGGUUGGUACAUCUAUUCAUAUGUUAUAGGCCGUCGUCCACCGAUGAAUGUUUGCGGAAUUCUGGUCGCGGUGUUCUCUCGAUGUCUGCUUUGAGUCAUUUAGUAGUUCGUGUGGAUCAGGAGAAUUCCUUGACAUCUUUAACACUGCAGGAUGCUGGCCAAGUCGUUCCAGGCGGUGUAGCUGUUGUUGUGAAGCUUUCCGGUCCACCGAGGUUAUGUAAAGCGGACGAAAUUGGUGAAAUCUGUUUAUAUGCACACAGUACAGGCUCAGCAUAUUGGGGUCUGGACGGGUUGUCGGCUAGCACUUUCAAGGUAGAACCGUUGGGAAUCGACGAUAAACCGCUUGGACCAAUACCUUAUAAUGGAUUGGUAUUUAUUGUGGGUAAUCGCAAUUCGCAGAUGUAUGUCUCCGGUCGCCAGCAUAGUGCGGAUGAUCUCAUUGCAACGGUCGACUUCACUGAUUACUUAAUAUAA
Messenger RNA from Gongylonema pulchrum, 993 nucleotides. Lineage: Eukaryota; Metazoa; Nematoda; Chromadorea; Rhabditida; Gongylonematidae. The record is from the annotation of a GenBank genome assembly.